Molecule: messenger RNA, 1292 nt
Organism: Lasiosphaeria miniovina
Lineage: Eukaryota; Fungi; Ascomycota; Sordariomycetes; Sordariales; Lasiosphaeriaceae
Exons: 2
Coding region: 469-867 (132 amino acids)
Source: RefSeq, a predicted model, not a curated record
CACACACACGCACGCACGCACGCACACAAAACACCCUGGCUGUGCAAUCAUCAUGGGCGCACUCAUUACAAAACCGUUUAAGAAAGCUGCAGAGAGAUUUGGCAAGCAACUUGUCCAAAAAACAAUCGAUGCGAAGUUAGCGCCGGGAAAUGGCAGAGAAAGACUAACUAUGGAGCUUGCCGGAAAGGGUUAUGAUUUAAUGAUGAAGAACGCCAAAACUAAUCGUCAAAAAAAGGAACCGAGGCGCUCGGAGGACGGACGUGAGAAGACGAGAGAGAGAAACUUGAACGCCGAUGUACGUUGAGCGCUUCCAUACUUACACGCCCCGAUGCUGACUCUUGCACCGAAGAACCCCUAUUACAAGGAAGGAAGAAGCUGUUGUAGGAGGCGUAAAGAGCGCGACUACCCAGAAUUCAUACAUCCUAAAGAUGAGGAGAUCCUCAAGUAUAUCCGGCACAGAGCCUAUAUAUGGGACAUGUGGAUUCAUAUUCCAUGCACUGGCGGCUUCACCUUCGGCCUUUCUCCUAUAUUCGCUCUCAUUCCCAUGUGAGUAUUUCCAGCCUAUUUCACAAGGCAUCUUGUCACAUUUGGAGAAAGCAGCUAGCUGACAGGUACUUGAUUCCUAGUGUCGGUGACCUUGGCGACCUGUGGAUGGCAUACAAGCUGAUUACGAAGGCGGGAGGCCUGGUGGACGGUCUGCCGUGGGAGCUCCGGGGAAUGAUGGUGGCCAAUGUGGUGUUUGACUUCGCAAUAAGUUUCUUCCCCGUCUUAGGCGCUUUCGCCGGUGCGGUAUGCCGUGCAAACACGAGGAAUGCCUGGCUUGUUGACUCAUAUCUUCGGUUCCUUAGGUGCUCGUCGGAGCUUUAGCAGGCCGCGUAGCAACGAACGAUGCUUCCGCGUCUUAUUCCAUAUGAGGGCAGGACGUUUUGCCAGUCUGCAAGGAGCAUGCUUGGUAGUUAAAGUGUGGACUUGAGGAAUAUCCGCCGAAGGUCUUCCAAUGGCAUCGAUGUGAUCGAGCCAUAGUGGAGCCUGGGGGUAGCUUGGGAGCGCUUCGCCUCGCGGACUCGGGGAUAGCCGGAUCUGAUAAGGGGCGACACGACGACGAGUGGAUAUCUGAGGGUUCGGAUUGCUAGGGAUGGUGGAGGCAGGCGGGGGGGCUGGUGUUGACCGUGUUCGGUGCCUGGACGAUGAGCACAGACCGAGUCGCGUCCAAACGCGAAAAAAAACGGGCGCCGAGAUUUAUUUUAGUUAGUGGGACCACGUGCUGACGUGCAGCAUUUAAGAGAAAUCGC